AACCAACACUAAAGGCCCGAUAAACCAAACAACAACGGCAUCAGAUCACCGAUUAAAAUCCUUUGGGUAAAAUGCGGACCUAAAAAAAUUCAAUACCGAAAAAUUGUGCGUAGAGUAAAGAAGUAAAACAAUGCGAGAAGAUGGAAGUGUUCCGAGUGAAUUUCCAACGAAGAAUUUUACCGCUGUCCACCAAAAUUAUCGCCUGCAACCGAAAUUUCGCCAGAUUGGCCGAAGUGGGUAGAUUGGAACAACCAAAGGUCAGCGGCAAAUACGAAACGGGCCAGCUGAUACUGCACAGAGUGUUCGGAUACAGAGGCGUCGUUCUGUUUCCGUGGCUGGCACGCGUCUACGACCGCGAUCUGCCCCAGCACAAGGAAGGUGACGACGAACCUGCUACCGGAGUCGGCAAAGAAGUUAGAGGCAGAACACACACCUUCUAUCAAGUGCUGAUUGAUCAGAGGGACUGUCCGUACAUUAGGGCACAAACGGAGGCGGUGACCUUUUUGGGAAAUCAAGAUUCCUCUAGGAGUCUGUACGCGAUUCCCGGAUUAGAUUAUGUGGCUCACGAAGAUAUAUUACCCUAUGUUAGUGCAGAAAAGUCCCCUUUAAAUCACGAGUUGUUUGAUAAAUUUCUAAUGAGAAAUCCCAACAAAGAUCCGCCGUUUAUUGCUCAAGAAACUUUAAAAGCAUGGCAAAAUAAAAACCACCCCUGGUUGGAGUUAUCAGAUGUACACAAGGAAACAACCGAAAACAUCAGAGUUACAGUCAUACCAUUCUACAUGGGUUGCAGAGAGUCUCAUGCCAAUUCCGUUUAUUGGUGGCGCUAUUGCAUAAGAUUGGAGAAUUUGGGCCAUUUGAGUGUCCAAUUGAGGGAACGACACUGGAGAAUUUUCUCGUUGUCCGGCACCUUGGAAACGGUGAGGGGUCGAGGAGUGGUCGGCCAAGAACCUGCCCUCACUAAAACCUUGCCCGCUUUCCAGUACAGCAGUCACGUCAGUUUGCAGGCGCCCAGCGGACACAUGUGGGGCACCUUCAGAAUGGAAAGAGAGGAUGGUUACACGUUCGACUGCAGGAUUCCUCCGUUUUCGCUGGAAAGCAAACCGGACGGCGGCACUCCAUCGCCACCCGACAACGUUCAGUAACAAUGAGCGGCCUGUAAAUACCGUUCAUAACUGAGAUAUGACUAGGAUGACUUUGACUUGUACAUAUUAUUUAUGCAGAUUAUUUAACAAAAAACAUCAUCGUUUUACUAUCUUCCAAAUUUUUCAA
This is a messenger RNA of Aethina tumida (small hive beetle), 1269 nucleotides long. It is a transcript of the gene POLDIP2, whose product is annotated as polymerase delta-interacting protein 2. The record is from RefSeq and is a predicted model, not a curated record. Gene Ontology annotation, molecular function: DNA binding. Bases 141 to 1142 code for a protein of 333 amino acids. NCBI's taxonomy places the organism in Eukaryota, Metazoa, Arthropoda, Insecta, Coleoptera, Nitidulidae. The transcript is spliced from 6 exons. Gene Ontology annotation, biological process: error-free translesion synthesis. Gene Ontology annotation, cellular component: nucleus; mitochondrial nucleoid.